Charadrius vociferus (killdeer) is the source of this 4101-nucleotide messenger RNA. It is a transcript of the gene MEGF6, whose product is annotated as multiple EGF-like-domains 6. NCBI's taxonomy places the organism in Eukaryota, Metazoa, Chordata, Aves, Charadriiformes, Charadriidae. The record is from RefSeq and is a predicted model, not a curated record. Gene Ontology annotation, molecular function: calcium ion binding; protein binding. The coding region runs from base 1 to 4101 and encodes 1366 amino acids. The transcript has 35 exons.
AUGGAGUUCCGCGCGCUGGCACUGCCGUUCAUCCUGGCACUGCGAAUAUCUUCUCUUGCUUCUGGGAACAAGCUUCAGCCCCAUAUGCCCAACGUCUGCGCGGAGCGGGAGCUGGCGAUGGUGGGGCAGCGGCAGCCGUGCGCCCGGGCCUUCACCCGCACCGUCAAGGUCUGGAAGCAGGACUGCGGGGGACGGCAGUGGUGCGCGGGCUACGAGCGGAGGACCGCGUAUUACACGGGCUACAGGCAGGUGUACAAGGUGAAACACCAGACCACGUACAGGUGUUGCCCGGGCUGGUCCCAGCGCGGGGGGGAUGCCGGCUGUCUCUACCCUGUCUGCGGUUACGGGGUUUGUUUCAACGGUGGAAAUUGCGUAGAGGGAUCUUCGCAGCUCUGUCAUUGCUCCUCUGGUUUCCAGGGACCUCGCUGUCAGUACGAUGUUGAUGAGUGCCAGGUCCACAACGGGGGCUGCCAGCACAGAUGUGUGAACACUCUCGGAUCUUAUUACUGUGAGUGCAAGCCCGGCUUUCGCCUGCACACAGAUGGCAGGACCUGCCUUGCUGUGAACACGUGUGCCCUGAACAAUGGUGGCUGCGAACACGACUGCGUGCAGGUGACGCUGCUGCAGCAUCAGUGCCGGUGCCGGCACAAUUACCAGCUGCGGGAGGACGGCAAACGCUGCGUCUUGAGGAACCCCUGCACCGACAGGAACGGGGGCUGCAUGCACCGCUGCCACAACCACCGCGGAACAGCCCGCUGCGAGUGCCACCCCGGCUACCGGCUGGCGCCCGACAACAGGGCCUGUGAAGACGUGAAUGAGUGCCUGACUGGACUAGCCAUGUGUGCACACCAGUGUCUCAACACUCGCGGCUCCUUUAAGUGUACCUGUAACCUGGGCUAUGAGCUGGGGGCAGACGGCAAGCAAUGCUACCGGAUAGAAAUGGAGAUUGUGAACAGCUGUGAAGCCAACAACGGUGGCUGUUCCCAUACAUGCCACCACACCAGCUCUGGCCCAGUCUGUACCUGUAACUUUGGCUAUCGGCUUGAAGAGGACCAGAAGACAUGCACUGAUAUCAACGAAUGUGACAAUGGUUCUCACUGCUGUCAGCAAGAUUGUUACAACUAUCCUGGGGGCUACGAGUGUGCCUGCUAUGCUGGAUACAGGCUCAGCACGGACGGCUGUGGGUGUGAUGAUGUGGAUGAGUGCUCGUCAAACGUCGGUGGAUGCGAACACACGUGCCAGAACCAGCUCGGCUCUUUCCAGUGCGGCUGCGAGAUCGGGUACAAACUGGAUGAGGACCGAAGGAGCUGUGUCUCCAUAGAGGACCCUGUGGAGGCUCUGGAUGGUCAGCGCCCCGUUAUCCGCCCAAUCCCCCAUGUUGCAAUCCUGCGAGAUGAAUUUACGCAGCUCUUUAAUGAUGACUAUGAAGAGGAGGAAGAGAUGGAAGCAAGAGGAGAGCACACGCUUUCAGAAAAAUUUGUCUGCCUGGAGCACACGUUCGGCCCCGACUGCAGCCUGACCUGUGAGGACUGCCAGAACGGAGCCACAUGCAACGCGGAGGAGACCGGCUGUGACUGUCCGGCAGGCUGGACCGGCGUCCUCUGCAACCAGACCACCGGCGCCUGCCGCUGCCCACCCGGGGUGGCCGGCGAGCUCUGCCAAGACGGAUGCCCUAAAGGAUUUUUCGGGAAACAAUGCAGGAAAAAGUGCAACUGUGCCAACCGGGGUCGUUGCCAUCGGAUUUACGGAGCCUGUCUGUGCGAUCCCGGCUUAUACGGACGGUACUGCCAUUUAGGGCCAGCGCUGGGGGGGGCCGCCCCCUGCCGCUGCAAACCCGGCUUCCGCGGCAAGCGCUGCGAGACCAACUGCGACCCCGGCUAUUACGGGGAUGGCUGCAAGAAGAAGUGUAGCUGCCCUCCAGAAGUGUCCUGUGACCAUGUCACCGGCGAGUGCUGGAAGGAGUGUCCCCCAGGCUACCGUGGGGAGAACUGCGAUCAAGAGUGUCCGGAGGGGACGUUCGGGGCGGGCUGCCGGCGGUCCUGCCGCUGCGGGGGAGCGCCCUGCGACCGGAGCUCGGGGCAGUGCCUCUGCCUGCCCGGCUGGACCGGACACGACUGCGGCCAAGCCUGCCCGGAGGGUCGCUGGGGACUGGGCUGUCAGGAGAUUUGUCCUGAGUGUGCCAACAACGCCAGCUGCCACCCUGCCUCGGGAGCCUGCCUGUGCCCGCCCGGCUACACCGGCCCUCGCUGCCAGGACGUGUGUCCGCCUGGCUGGUUCGGCCCAGACUGCCAGCUGAGCUGCAGCUGUGGGAACGACGGACAUUGCCAUCCCGUGACGGGGACGUGCAGCUGCCCGCCUGGCUGGAUGGGGUACAACUGUCAGAGAGCCUGCGACGCCGGUCGCUGGGGCGCCGACUGUGCUCACGCCUGCAACUGCAGCAACAGCGACGGGAGCUGCAGCGCGGAGACGGGGCAGUGCGCCUGCGAAGCCGGCUACACGGGCGGCCGCUGCGAAAAGAGGUGCCCGGCAGGAUGGUUUGGGCUGAACUGUCGGCACCAAUGUCAGUGUGACAACGGGGCUGCCUGCGACCACGUCAGCGGCGCCUGUACCUGCAGCCCGGGCUGGCGAGGAACCUUCUGUGAGCAUGCCUGUCCUGAUGGGUUUUACGGACUGGAGUGCUGGGAAGCCUGCGACUGCCUGAACGGCGCCCGCUGUGACCAUGUCACAGGCCAGUGCCACUGCCCCCCCGGCUGGGCUGGUCCCCGCUGCGGCCAGGCGUGCCAGGAGAACAGGUACGGCGAGAACUGCAGCCAGACGUGCAACUGCUUCAAUAACGCUACCUGCAACCACGUCAGCGGCCGAUGUCUCUGUGUGGCCGGGUGGACGGGAGCCACGUGCCAGCAAGCGUGCCCGGUGGGUUUCUACGGGAGGAGCUGCCGCCAGCGCUGCCUCUGCCAAAACGGUGGCACGUGUGACCCUGUCACGGGGCUCUGUGCCUGCGCCGAGGGCUGGACGGGGCUGGCCUGCGAGCUGGCUUGUCCAGAGGGGCUGUUCGGGGCCCGCUGUGAGGAGCAGUGCGACUGUGGGGACAACGUGUCGUGCCAUCACGUUACCGGCGCCUGCGAUUGCCCCCGCGGCUGGCGGGGCCGGCGCUGCGAGAAAGCCUGCCUGCCCGGUUCCUUCGGGAAGGACUGUGCCGGCCGCUGCGCCUGUCCCCUGGGAGUGCCUUGCGAUCACGUCACCGGCCGGUGCGGCUGCCUGCCGGGCUUUACCGGCUCUGGAUGUGAAAAAUCCUGCCUGCCAGGGACCUUCGGUGAGGGCUGUGGGCAGAUCUGCCAGUGUGCCGGAGCCACCCAGGAGUGCCACCCGGUCACCGGGGCGUGCGUCUGUGCCCCCGGCUUCCACGGUCCCACCUGCCAGCUGGAGUGCUCCCCUGGGUGGUACGGCCACAACUGUGAAAGGCCAUGCAAGUGCAAGAACGGGGGUCUGUGUGACAUUACCACAGGGAUGUGCCACUGCCCGGCCGGCUACAUCGGCGCUGACUGCGGUGUGGGGUGUCCUGCCGGUCGCUACGGUAAGGACUGCGCACGGCUGUGCUCCUGCGGGGACGGCGCUACCUGUCACCCCGUCACCGGAGACUGCGUUUGCCCACCGGGAAGAGCUGGUCCCACCUGUGAGCGAGGCUGCGACUGCGAGCACGGCGCCGGCUGUGACCCAGCCACCGGUCGCUGCCAGUGUCCCGCUGGGCUCCGUGGCGAGCGCUGUCAGACAGGCUGCGAGGAAGGAACGUACGGCGAGGGAUGCCAGCGGCUCUGCGACUGCGUGGGUGAUGUGCCCUGCGAGCCGGCCACGGGGCGCUGCCUGUGUCCCCCGGGGAAAACCGGCCUCACGUGCGGCUCAGACUGCCGACCCACCACGUACGGCCCCGACUGCAGCCUGCCCUGCCAGUGUGCCCCCGGCAGCUCCUACUGUAACGCGCGGAACGGACAGUGCCUCUGUCUGAGCGGGUACAUGGGACCCACGUGUCGGGAAGCCGUGCAGCCCCCGGCGCCCACCGGGUCACCCCCUCCCCAGGGGGGGCUCCGGCCGGUCGAGCACUAG